Messenger RNA from Chroicocephalus ridibundus (black-headed gull), 5117 nucleotides. It is a transcript of the gene CNGB3, whose product is annotated as cyclic nucleotide gated channel subunit beta 3. Gene Ontology annotation, cellular component: photoreceptor outer segment; intracellular cyclic nucleotide activated cation channel complex; plasma membrane. Bases 1 to 2346 code for a protein of 781 amino acids. The transcript has 18 exons. Gene Ontology annotation, biological process: monoatomic cation transmembrane transport. Lineage: Eukaryota; Metazoa; Chordata; Aves; Charadriiformes; Laridae. Gene Ontology annotation, molecular function: intracellularly cGMP-activated cation channel activity; protein-containing complex binding; cGMP binding. The record is from RefSeq and is a predicted model, not a curated record.
AUGUUUAAAAAAAUAAAAGCAGUAUUUUCUAGAGCAAAAUUAUCACCUGAGGAAGCAGAUUGCAAGAAUGAAGCUGUCCCUCCACCACCCAAGGCACCUACAGGCCAGGGUGAAAACAAAAAAACAGAUGAACCACAGAAAGCAGAGGCCAAUAAGAAAGCUGAACCCGAACCAAAGCAACAAGAUACAGUACCAGUAAAAGCACCUGAGCCUCCAGAAACUGAAAAACCAACUGAACCAGAUAAGACAAUUCAACAGGAACAGCAUCAGCUCAAUGAUGGGAAUGAAGAUGCUAAAACACAGAAGCCAACACCUUCAGGUUUCCAAACAAAUGAGUAUGCUGAUGCCCAACUUCAACAGAUUGUCAGAAAAAUGCGCGAAAGGGCAACAGUCUAUAAGGAAAAGCUGAAAGACCCUCUGCUGUCUUCCCCUGAGGGCAGUCCUACAGCUUCACCAUCAAAGAAGAAGCCUCCACCCCCACCAAAAGAAGAAAAAAAAGAAGAAAAGAAAGAGGAUGCAGAAGCAAAGCCAGAGGAGGAUCAUUACUGUGACAUGCUGUGCUGCAAAUUCAAAAAACCUCCACUGAAGAAAUACAUGGAGUAUCUGCGGCUACCAGACAGCAUAGACUCAUACACAGAUCGCCGUUACGUAGCAUGGCUCAUGCUUGUGACAGUCGCCUAUAAUUGGAAUUGCUGGUUUAUUCCCCUUCGCUUUGUGUUUCCAUAUCAAACCCCAAGUAAUAUAAUAUAUUGGUUUACCAUAGACUUCAUUUGUGAUAUCUGCUACCUGUGUGACUUACUGAUUUUCCAGCCCCGCGUGCAAUUUUUAAAAGGUGGAGAUAUAAUAACAGACAGAGUGGAAAUGAAGAAAUUCUACCACAGCUCUAUGAAGUUUCGGCUCGAUGUGUUAUCAAUAUUGCCAUUUGAAGUUUUAUACUUUUUCUUCGGAUUUAACCCAGCAUUUAGAGCAAAUAGGAUGCUAAAGCAUAACACAUUCUUUGAGUUCAAUGAUCGUUUGGAAGCUAUCCUGGACAAAGCAUACAUAUACAGGGUCAUUCGAACAACUGGAUACUUGCUGUUUAUCUUGCACAUUAAUGCAUGCAUCUAUUACUGGGCUUCAGACUACGAAGGACUUGGCAGCACUAGAUGGGUGUACAAUGGCAAAGGAAACAUGUAUCUGAGGUGUUACUACUGGGCGGUUCGUACUUUAAUCACCAUCGGUGGCCUUCCAGAACCACAAACUCUGUUUGAGAUAGUUUUUCAACUGCUGAAUUUUUUCCUGGGUGUCUUUGUCUUCUCCAGCUUAAUUGGUCAGAUGAGAGAUGUAAUUGGAGCAGCUACAGCAGGACAGAACUACUACCGUUCCUGUAUGGACAACACUGUCUCCUAUAUGAACACUUACUCUAUUCCAAGAAUUGUCCAAAAUCGUGUUCGGACCUGGUAUGAAUACACGUGGGACUCUCAGGGAAUGCUGGAUGAAUCAGAAUUACUGGAGCAGAUGCCAACCAAAAUGCAAUUAGCCAUUGCAAUUGAUGUGAACUUUGCCAUUGUCAAUAAAGUUGACUUAUUCAAAGGGUGCGAUACCCAGAUGAUAUAUGACAUGCUGCUAAGGUUGAAAUCCAUUGUGUAUUUACCUGGUGACUAUGUCUGCAAAAAGGGAGAGAUCGGCAGAGAGAUGUACAUCAUCAAACAGGGUGAAGUUCAAGUCCUUGGAGGCCCCGAUGGUACAAAAGUUCUGGUUACACUCAGAGCAGGAGCUGUAUUUGGGGAGAUCAGCCUAUUAGCCGCGGGCGGAGGAAAUCGAAGGACUGCCAACGUGGUGGCUCACGGUUUUGCCAACCUUUUCACUCUGGACAAGAAAACACUCAAUGAAAUCUUGGUGCACUAUCCUGACUCAGAAAAACUCCUCAUGAAGAAAGCAAGGGUGCUGCUGAAGGAGAAGGGGAAACCUGCUCCAGGACCACCAGCGCAACAACCACGGGGCUUGGCCGAUCUGUUUGGGCAGAAAAAGGAAACUCCAAAAUUGUUUAAAGUGAUGCUUGGAGGUAAAGGAAAAGAAGGCCUUGCUAAGCUGCUGAAGAUGAAGAGAGAACAAGACAUUCAGGAAACUCAAGCUGAAGCAGAGAACAAGCCUGAACCAGAGCAGAAGAAACCCGUGGAGCCCACGGCAUCAUCUGUGCCCCCUGCACAAAAGGAAGAGCCGACUGCAGACACUAAGCCUAAACCACCUGCAGUUAUGCACAGAGGAACCACUAACGAGUCUCUGAUCAUUAGUAUGUCUCCAUCCCCCAGAGCAGGAGAAGGAGAGAUCCUUAAAGUUGAAGCUAAAGAGAAAACACAGAAAUAGAUGGUGCUUUGGGCUGUGGCCACAUCUAUUGCUGAAUUCAGAGGGCUAGUGUGACUUUGCUUUUGGGUACAGAAGAUUAAAAGCAGACACUACUCAAGAGAAAAGUCUACCCCCAGCUCCUCCUCUUCUCCUGAGGCAACCAGACAAAUUACUUAUAUACUUACCUCUUAACCUUGAGCCUGAGGAGACAACUUCUGGUGUAAUAGAAAUUAGAGCUCAGACUGUAUUUCAGGACCGCUUGCUUCUUGUUCGAUCCAUGCUCCCCCUUCUCUCUUACUCUGUUCUGUUUCUGCUUCUCUUCUUCCCUCUCCUGUUUAUCCUCGCUUUCUUAUUGCUGUUCCUGUUGCUCAGUUUGCUCUUAGUUUUUGUAUGUGUUCUUUUCUAUUUCCUUUUCUGGUUUCCCAUAAUUAUCCUUUUUCUUGUUACUGCCCUACUGUUUCUGAGGUUACUUAUGUUUCUCUCCAUCCUUCUCUCUCCUCCCCUUGUACUUCUAAUCAGUGACGUGCUUUUGUGACCAGCAUGGCUCAGCACAGAAAGCUGCGAUGCUGCGCAUUGGGAUGUUUUAGCUUGGGACCAAGGGCUAUGAAACAAAACCAUUGUCAAAAAGGUAAAAAUCACAGAAUACACAAAGGGGAAGCAGAUAGCAGAAUUACUGCCAGUCUUUUGAGAGCACGAGCACCUGCUCUAGUUGUCUUCGACCCUGGUGAAUAAACAUGGCAAAGACUUAGAUAUUUUCCCCCUCCCAGGGGCAACCUUCAACUCUGGGCUGCCACUUUACGCAAGGGGCUGGGCAUUCAUAAUGCUCUCUGAAGAGCAAACAGUUGAUACUGGCUAAAGUUUUGAAGAAUCUUGGUAUCUAAACUAGCCACUUCAAAAAUAAAGGUUAUUUUACAAAAAGCAAGAUUUACACUUUCUGGCAUAGUUUUAACCAAUGGUCCAUUUGUUCACCUCCAUCGUAGACCUCGUUGGAUGGUGCAAAGUGAGGGCUGAGCUACAUGGUAGGUCUGAUCUAAAGCAAACAGAGGGCUACAGCUGUUGAACAAGGAGCUCCCACACUGUCAACCUUCUGCAUUGACUCAUCACAGAAAGGGAUGCAAUAUUAAACAAAAAGGCUGAAGCUGUGUUUUAAGCUUAAUUAUCAAAUACUUUUUUCUCUUCCACGGGUUUGCGUCUCCUCUCUCUCCCUACCCACUUUCAGUCCCCACUGGAUGACAGUUUUGGGAACUAAAACCAUUACACAGAGGCCAAGCCAAGAAAACAUAAGGGCAGGCUUCACAGCUCCUCAGCUGACCGGCCAACCAAGGCACCACACCAAAAUUAAACAAUUCACUUUGCAGUAUCUGCUCUAUAUGAUCCUGCGGGCUAUGCAUUCUGUAGGCCUCUUCUUUAAAGCCUUUGAACUUCUCCAGUCACAGGCAAAGCUGGCAGCCUAGCCAGAAUCACUAGGAGCUUUGCCUGAGUGAAAGCUAGAUGACCGAUUCCAUAUGUUGUAUAUUCCACACAUCCUCCACGACCAAAUUUCUUUCAAAAACAAAGUUCUGUGGCAUUAGCAGUGAGGUCAAGGUCCAACUGUUACAUAGGAAGAACGAUCUUGAUUUGUGUGUUACUUGUUAUUUGAUACGUAAGAAAAAAAGGAUGUCACAACAGAGGUAGAAAAUGAUAAGAUGCAUCAUAAAGAUUUGUUCAUCUAUUGCACAGCCAGGAAUGUCUCAAUACAAUCUCCAAAUUAGAAAUAUUGCAGAACUGCUUCACAAGUGAAGUCUUCUGUGAAUAAUGAUGAUCUAUGAAUUGCCGACAUAAAUGGUAUCAGGUAACUUCAAACAUUUUCACUGUUGGCAUACUUAAGCUCAUCAGUCACUUGCUGACGUACGUUAGAAAGCAAGGGCCGAGCCUGCAGCAGCACGCAUUACACUGCAGCAAUGCAGCAUCCCACGAGUUGCUGCUUCGCUACAGCUCUUAAGAGCUCGGGAUUGCAGGAAAGGCUUCUGUUCUGUCUGCAAAAUUACCAAGUUAUGCCCAGCUCUUGAGUUCCUUAGACCCAAAACAAAAGAGGAAAAAUGUCAGUGUUUGUUGAAGAUUGUGGCCACGCAGAAGUAAUAUCCCUGUGGUUUUCUCUGACAUCCUACUUUUCUGUUGUUGGAGUAUUUCACCCUUCCCAGAAUUUGUCCAUUUUUAAGGGUGGGCAGGAGCAAGAAGGGUCCAAGAAGCCAAGCUGCAACCAUUCAUAGGGUUUUUCCAUCAGAAGGAACACCACAAGAAAGGUCAAGAUGUAAGACGUAUGAAAUCCUUUCAGGAACUAAUUCUGCCCUGUGGAUUCCUGACUGGUGAAGUCAAGUGAAUUACUCUAGAACACUUAGAAGACACUAAUUCCAGUAUCAAAACUCACUCACAUGCUGCGUGGCAUCGCACUCUGCUGCAAUGCUUUCUCUCUGGUACCUCUGUUUCCCAAUAAAGCAUCUCAGACUCGACUGCACUUGAAUGCAAAGAAACUGAAGGGUGGCACAGGACAACGUAUUGUCCUGCUAAAACUAAAAAUACCAAAAAAAACCCUAUAAAUAACCAAAUCUCCAGGCCUCUCUACUUAAAAUGUAGAUGCUGAAGAAGGCUGGGAAAACCUGAUAAUAAUUGUAUGAAAUAGCAUGUAAGGAGAACUCUAAUGUGGCAAAGAGCAUGGAACAGUCACUGGUAAAACAUCCAAUUUCAGAAUAUCUUCCUGCUAAAAGCCAGCAUGAGAUGCUUUAUGAAAUAUACUCUGCACAUUCAGAACCACC